CUGAAGAGACUGAUUUCUCCACCUUCCCUCCUUUCCUGUGACAUCAUUGCCCUCUCUGUGACAUCACCAUCCUCCUCGGGAUAUCAUUGCCCUCUCUGUGACAUCACUGCUCUCCUCUGUGACAUCACUGCUCUCCCCUGUACUGUGUGUUUGAGUCUGACUGCGCAGUGGGAAAGGAUGUUGGCCAUUAUCUGCGCAGUGCUGAUCUUCAGUGUGGCAGGGGGAAACAAACAAAAUGAGACAGAUCCCCCAGCCAGCAGCACCUCUACUGCAACACAGUCUAUGAAUUCCAGUUCUACGAGCCUACCUAACACAACGACCAUUGUGAAAACCCCCACAACGAUCAAUGAGAGCCUCACAGUGACCACUGGGAACACCAGUGUGACACCUACAGGCCCCACUGUGUCUCAGGGGGUGACACAUACUUCAGCUGAAAAGUCCACUGUGACAUGUGGGAAAACUGGAAAUACUGUCGCAAACUCACUGGCGGAUAUCUUCAGUGAAGAAAGGAUGGUUGCAUUUGCUGCUGGAGGUGUCUUUGGUAUCAUCAUCUGCAGCGUGUUCAUCUGCAUGGUCCGGUCAUGUUGCAGGAAGGGCCAGAGACGCAGGGGUGGAGAUGAGGAGAAGGGUGAUGGCCAGACGGUGCCGCUGACCAGCAUGGAUCAACAGGGCUCAGGCGUUGGGAACGUCACAGCGGACGAACGGACCCCACUGCAAUUCGAACAACCCGGAGCUGAGAACGGGGCCGUGGCAGGGGCGGAGCUGACGAACAGCACAGAGACGGGUGUGGCUAAGGACGUGGACUACGCCACCAUUGACUACUCUCAGCUGAAGAAGAGAGAGGAAGAGGAGGGGCAGGCGAAGAGCGGGGAGACGGACUACGCCGAAAUCAGACGAGAGCAGAAGGUGGACAGUGAUGGAGAGGAAGGCCCUGCGGGGGAAGGGGGUGCCGCAGGGGAGGGGGGUGCCGUGGGGGAGGGGGGCGGUGAAAACGUCUGUGUGCAGAGCAGUGAGGCUAAGAUAGAGGAAGGUGACACACCGCCUGGUUCCGAGAUUAAAGAAGUGCAGAGAGAGGCGUGA
Megalops cyprinoides (Indo-Pacific tarpon) is the source of this 1080-nucleotide messenger RNA. RefSeq lists its product as uncharacterized. The record is from RefSeq and is a predicted model, not a curated record. The coding region runs from base 178 to 1080 and encodes 300 amino acids. The transcript is spliced from 5 exons. NCBI's taxonomy places the organism in Eukaryota, Metazoa, Chordata, Actinopteri, Elopiformes, Megalopidae.